AUGGGAAAGGGUGUCUUUACAAACAAAACAAUUAAAGCAUCUGCCUUUGUUGUCGAGUAUCGUGGGAAGAUCUUUCUUCACAAAGACGGGAGGCCUAAGAAGAGAAGCGGUGAUACUUUGAAUGGUUUCUUAUAUGAGUUUACAUGGAAUGGAGAACAGUGGUGCGUUGAUGCUUCCAAAGAGGACAAGACCCUUGGAAGGCUUGUGAAUGAUGAUCACAUAAGUCCAAACUGUGAAAUGAAGAAGAUCGUUUAUGAGGGGAAGCCACACUUGUGCCUCUUUGCACUGGAAGAAAUACCUCAAGGCAAAGAGAUAACUUACAACUACGGCAGCUCCUAUUACUCGUGGCGUCCCAAGGAGUCAUGUGAUGGACCAAGUACUUCAGACAAAAAAAUGUAUCAAAUUUCAUCAACACCCAAGAAAAGAAGAUUUAAAGACUCGGAUGAUGACAGCGAACUACCAGGUCCAAGUCAUGACAGUGACCACUCUGCUGAUCUUGGAAGGUCAUCCAGGGACAGUUCGCCACAUUCUGAGUCAGAUUCUCAAGAAAUGACGAAAAACUUCAGGAGAGUGUCAUCAAUUCAAGAGGAUGACACUUCGAGUUCUGAUGAUCAUGACUCGGACAAAGACAAGACGUACAAAGAAGACAGAUACAAAGGAGACAGAUCCAGUAAGGCUGGACUAAAAGGCGGAGGAACAUCUUUCACAAAGAAAAAUUACUGUUAUGUUUGCGGGAAAGGUUAUCACAAAAUUGCUCGGCAUCUUUCAAGCCACAUUGAUGAAGACCCUGAAAUCGCUGAAAUCUUUGCCUUACCCAAAAACUCAGCAGACCGGAAAGGUCUGCUGGCCAAAUUACGAAAAAGAGGAAACUACAAACAUAAUCAAGAGGUUCUGAGGAGUAACACAGGACCGCUAAAAGUGGGAAGACGAUCAUCCCGCUAUGUAAUGACUGCUGAAAAUUUUGUGCACUGCAUUUAUUGUAAAGUAAUGCUUCAUAGCAAAGACCUAUAUAGGCAUGUAGCAAAGUGUGCUAAGCAAACAAUAAAUGCUGCAACACAUGGCGAGACGAGCAUCUUGGGGGACGUCACCGAGUCGGAGUUCUCUGAAAAGUUUCCGUCUGAAGUUUGGGAGAUACUUUCAGCGAUGAAACAAGAUGAAAUUGUAUUUUUAAUUCAACACGACUACCUUUUCAUGAAGAUGGCCCAGAGUCUUAUUGAGAACAGUGGAAAUGAUCCGACAAACCAAGAGCGCGUCAGACAGAAGCUGAGAAAAAUAGGAAGGCUCUUAAUAGAGCUCCAUGAUAAGGGAAUAGUGAGUUUUGAAGCAGCACUUAAACCCAGAAGCUUCUACAAAGUUGCUGCUGCUGUCAGAAACCUCUCUGGUUUUGAUGAAAAAAAGCAGAAGUACAGCAAACCGAGCCUUGCCCUGUUUUUUGUAAAGUCUCUGAAAAAACUGGGAGAAUUUGUUGUCGCACAGAGCGACAGCAGUAAGCGGGUCGUGAAAGAUGCUAACACAUUCAUGAUGCUGUGUGCGAAGGAGUGGAAGGAAACUGGCCCUCACAAAGAUGCACCUUCAUCAAGUGAACACAAAGUACACAGCCCCUCUACGAUACCGUUCACGCGUGACAUACAGGCGUUCUACACGCACCUGGAAAAGACUUCUGCUUCUGCCAUUGAGUGCAUGAAGAAGUAUGAAACCCCUCAGAUGUAUAAUGCACUUUGCAGAGUCAUACUUGCACAGGUGUCAGUCUUAAACAAAUGUGCACCUGAGGUUUCAAAAAUGACCCUUAAGUCAUUCCAGGAGCGGGACGAGACUACCCAGGUGUUGUCCAAGCACUUUAUCAGAAUUAAUAUUGCAGGAAAGACUGGGCAGAACGUUGCUGUUUUGUUGACGUCUCAGCUCGUCAGCGCAUUAACGCUACUUAUGAGCAAGAGACCAGCGUGCGGCAUACACGAAGACAAUCCUUUCUUGUUUGCAAAGCCAGACGGUUCAUCUACAAGCCUCUACCACGGAGGCCACUGCGUUCGGGUCUACACAAGAAUGUGCUCUGCAAAGAACCCAGAGCACCUCACGUCCGUGCAUUUUCACAAGCACAUUGCAAGAAUUUUUCAGAUUCUUAACUUGGAGAAUGACGAGCUACCUCACCUUGCUAAACUGCUGGGUCAUGACAUCCGGAUGGACAGGGAUUAUUAUCGGCUGCCCGAAGCGGCUGUUGAACUCGCAAAAAUUGCUAAACUGCUUCUGGCAAUGGAAAAAGGCUCUCUUGAAAGAUUCAAAGGAACCUCUCUGGAUGAGAUUGAGAUUGAAGAUGAAUUGGAGCCAGAUAUGGAGCAGGGCAGCUCUGUGGUGGACCGUGAAGAGUCUGAUUUUCUACCUCAGCAGAGCGGCGAGGAGAUAACUUACAACUAUGGGCAGUCCUCUUACGCUUGGCGAUCAGCAGAUCAAAACAAAGAACCACAAACCUCAGAAAUGGAGACUGCAGCGUCUUCGACAGUGGAUGAAAGAGUGGAAAACUCAGAUGAGGAAUUCAGUUCUGCAGAAUGCUUCUCUGAUGAAGAUUACGUCAUUGACAAUGAACCAAGCAAUGAUGACAGUUUUACCGAAAACGAUGACCAGGAUCAGGAAUUUGAAGAAAAUGCAGAUGACUCAAAGGCCGGUUCGUCCAAAGCGCCGAACGAUAUGUCGGACUCCGAUGAAAAGGAAGAACCUGAAAUUGCUGAAGUGUACGCAAUGCGCAGGAACAGCAAGGAACGCAAAAAGCGUCUGGAUAUGUUGCGAAACAAAGGAAACUUCAAACACAACCAAGGAGUCUUGAAGGCUCGCAGAGGAAAACUGAAAGUGGAAAGAAAAUCGGAGAUGUCCACACUUAAAACACUCGCCACUUGUGUAUAUUGUAAACGCAUGUAUCAUCGUAAAGUGGUGUGGCAUCAUAUGCAAAAGUGUCCCUCGAUGGCAUCCAAUAAACUUCCAGAAGGCGUUCAGAGUCAAAUCUUAACUUUGGUUGCCGCCACUGGACUAACGGACCCAGAACAGAUCUCAACAGGUGUGAAGAAGAUGUUGAAAAAAAUGAAGAAAGACGAUAUUUCCUCUGUAGUUUGCGAAGAUUCUUACAUAUUACAAUUGGCGCAAUGUUGCUACCACAUGAGAGAGAAGAAACAGAAUCAGGGAUACGUCACUCAGAAGCUGAGGCAAAUGGCACGGAUCCUGAUAACGUUAAGAAAGAAGUCGAUAAACAGCUUCGAAGACGCAGUCAAGCCCCAAAACUUCAACGCCGUUGUAGAAGCUGUUCAGGAGAUUGCGGGCAUCAAAGAGGGGUCGAAGUCGUUUGACAAACCAUCUCUCGUUUGGAAGCUUGGAAAUUCGCUGAAGAAGAUCGCUGACAUUAAAUACGCCAGGGCUUUGAAGGAUGGUGAUGAAGAGGUGUUAGAGGAAGCUGAGGCAUUUAUUAAGCUGUGUACGAAAGAAUGGCCCUCCCAUGCAAAAUCACAACCAAAAACACCCUGCCAGCCAACCUUACAGUUUACACAAGAUGUGAUGCUGCUCUACAAGUGCCUGAACAGGACAACAGCUUCUGCAGUCCAGAGCCUGAUGAUGUAUGCAGUAACACCGGUCUACAACGCGCUUCUCAAAGUGGUACUUGCAUUCGUGUCCUUCUUAAACAAAAAUAUUCAGGACGUUUCAAGGGUGACACUCAAGUCAUUCAAGGAAAGGGCUUCCACAGAGCUUCAGGAAGAUGCUGCUGGUUCACAGACCCAGUUGGAGCAAAUUCUGUCCAAGAACCAAGUAACGAUCGGUGUUAGUAACUCAAAUGGAAAAAUAUUUGCUCUUACUUUGACCCCUGAAGUGCUUUCUGCGCUAACGGUGCUUGUGGACAAGAGGGACACAUGUGGAGUAGGUAAGGACAAUCCCUUCUUAUUUGGGAAUCCUGGUGGCAAAGGGUCAGACUUUCACAAGGGACACGCGUGUAUCAGGAUGUUCGUUAAUCGCUGUGGUGCAAAGAACCAGGAAGCUCUCAGGUAA
Neolamprologus brichardi is the source of this 4020-nucleotide messenger RNA. Lineage: Eukaryota; Metazoa; Chordata; Actinopteri; Cichliformes; Cichlidae. The record is from RefSeq and is a predicted model, not a curated record.